CGGGAGCAGACGUGUGUUUUGUGUUUGUGAAUAUAUACGUAAAUAAAAUGCCGUACAGUGAAGACGAUGAUUCUCAAAAUGGAUUUUCGGAAUCAACACAAGGAAUGUCUAAAGCGGAAUUAAGAAAGACAAAUAAGCCCAUAAUGGAAAAGAAACGGCGCGCGCGCAUCAACAAUUGCCUGAACGAAUUAAAAGAUCUUCUAAUGGAUUCCAUGGAUAAGGACCCAGCGCGUCAUUCUAAACUAGAAAAAGCCGACAUACUCGAGAUGACUGUCAAGCACCUGCAAACACUGCAGAGGCAACAACUAGCCGCUGCAAUAGCAGCCGAUCCAGCUGUUCUGCACCGCUUCAAGGCCGGCUUCGGCGACUGUGCUGUAGAAGUUCGCAGAUACCUCUCAAGACUAGCUAGCGUACCAACAGGCAUUCGCUAUCGACUCGGAAACCACCUCAACUCUUGCAUCUCCGGCAUCGAAAGACUAAACCCCUCAGAAUACGCUCCCUUAGUACCAGAUCCAUUACGUCUAGAUGACGAAAGACCCAGUGCUUUUCACUUCGUCAAAUCAACUAAACCAACGAGCCCACCACUUAGCCCACUUUCUUGUGAUUCAGCUUGCGAUUCCUCCACAGAAUUAGAAACACCUCCACGCCCUGUUCAGAAGUAUCCUUUCCCAACACCUCCGAGCCACUCCGCGUCAGAUCAAGACUCAAGCCCUGAACAGAAAGCGACAGUUUCCUCCACAACAAUAUCGCCAGAAACAUUAAAACAGGAAGCGUUAAGAAAUAAAAAGAUAAUGGAACCCCUCUCUAUUGUGAUUGAUGUGGAAAAUUACAAAAUCGGCAUUGACGCGUCGCCAAAACGCGCAGUGGAUUAUUCGAUACGGCAUAAAUAUAAACGACAUGCUGAAUCUGUAGGACCACCUUCGAAAUUCAUACGUUUGGAUGCAGAAAAAACAGUAACUAUACCAGAAAGACAUACAAUUAUACCAAGACGUGAUCUAAUGGAAGACGUAGCUAACAAGAAAGUCGAAGAUUUGCAUUCAGCAUUCAAACGAAUUCCAGAUAGAAUACCGUCUUACCCAGAGAGAAAGUUAACGAUUCCUCCAAGCAUACCAGCUCCUAUUGAAAUUCCCUUUGAAAGGAGACCGAUUUUGCCUAAAACUGUGAUAAGCCACACUGCUGAAUCUUUAGCGCAAUCUAGUUCAACGAGUACUGAAAGUGCUAAAGAAAAGGUUGAAGCAGAUACUAGUUCAAAAUCUCCAGUUCAAGGCACUUCUAGUACAGAAAUGUGGCGUCCUUGGUGAGUCAACUGUGAUAUAGACUAAGAAAAACGAUUUACCAGAAUCCAAUAAGAUUAUAAAGGCGACAUGCAUUUGCAAUGAGUUAAAGUUUAAUUAUAAGAUGCAACAGAAUAUAUAUGCGUCUAUUUUGAUAAUUAUAAGAGAUCCUGCUUCUUAUUGCAGGAGUAGGUAUACCAAUCUGGGUAUCAUAUUUUAGUUUAUUUUUAUACUUGUUACAUUUAAUGGUGCUAUACAAAGCAGUUGUAACACUAUUAUAGAAUAGAUAUAAGUUAUCUUUAAUUAUAGAAUAUAAUUCGAAGAGACGUGGCUUUAAGAAUUUACCUAUGUGGUAUUCUCGUUUAUUAUUAAACUGUUAUUUUUUUU
Messenger RNA from Colias croceus (clouded yellow), 1661 nucleotides. RefSeq names its product hairy/enhancer-of-split related with YRPW motif-like protein. Gene Ontology annotation, molecular function: protein dimerization activity; DNA-binding transcription factor activity, RNA polymerase II-specific; RNA polymerase II cis-regulatory region sequence-specific DNA binding. Gene Ontology annotation, biological process: anterior/posterior pattern specification; regulation of transcription by RNA polymerase II; regulation of neurogenesis. The coding region runs from base 48 to 1301 and encodes 417 amino acids. The transcript has 3 exons. Lineage: Eukaryota; Metazoa; Arthropoda; Insecta; Lepidoptera; Pieridae. Gene Ontology annotation, cellular component: nucleus. The record is from RefSeq and is a predicted model, not a curated record.